Molecule: messenger RNA, 1125 nt
Organism: Carlito syrichta (Philippine tarsier)
Lineage: Eukaryota; Metazoa; Chordata; Mammalia; Primates; Tarsiidae
Gene: PSMA7
Product: proteasome subunit alpha 7
Exons: 7
Coding region: 92-991 (299 amino acids)
Cellular component (GO): proteasome core complex, alpha-subunit complex; proteasome core complex; nucleus
Source: RefSeq, a predicted model, not a curated record
GUGUGGGGGAGACACUCCUGCUCCCCAAGGAGAGCCGCUGUCAGCUGGGCCCGGGUGCGCUUUGGAAACAAAGAGCGUGUCGCCCGGGCUGAUGGCCGCCUGCGCUGCUGGAUGGGUGCGCACGCCCGAGGUCUCCUCAGAGCCUGAACCCCUCGUCUGGGCCGGAAUGCGUGUGCAGUGCCUUCCUAACACGGUUGGAAACUUCCGUUCGGGACGUCUUCAAGACAUCUGUGGGUUCAACUGGCCAAAUUGCAUGAUGGUUUUUCAUUUAAAACUUCUGACAUUUUGGAGGUUUGAGCAGGCAAGAAAGAAGCAUGCAUGGUUCUGUAAACAUCGAAAGGUUGGUGUUCGGGGAAAGGACAUUGUUGUUCUUGGUGUGGAGAAGAAGUCAGUGGCCAAACUGCAGGAUGAAAGAACAGUGCGGAAGAUCUGUGCUUUGGAUGACAACGUCUGCAUGGCCUUUGCAGGCCUCACUGCUGACGCGAGGAUCGUCAUCAACAGGGCCCGGGUAGAGUGCCAGAGCCACCGGCUGACGGUGGAGGACCCAGUCACCGUGGAGUACAUCACCCGCUAUAUCGCCAGUCUGAAACAGCGGUAUACACAGAGCAAUGGGCGCAGGCCGUUUGGCAUCUCUGCCCUCAUCGUGGGCUUUGACUUUGAUGGCACCCCUAGACUCUAUCAGACUGACCCCUCGGGCACAUACCAUGCCUGGAAGGCCAAUGCCAUAGGCCGGGGUGCCAAGUCUGUGCGUGAAUUCUUGGAGAAGAACUACACUGACGAAGCCAUUGAAACAGAUGACCUGACCAUUAAGUUGGUGAUCAAGGCACUUCUGGAGGUGGUUCAGUCCGGUGGUAAAAACAUCGAACUUGCUGUCAUGAGGCAAGAUCAGCCCCUCAAGAUUUUAAAUCCAGAAGAAAUUGAGAAAUAUGUUGCUGAAAUUGAAAAAGAAAAAGAAGAAAAUGAAAAGAAGAAACAAAAGAAAGCAUCAUGAUGAAUAAAAUGUCCUGUCCUUGAUUAUAACUGUUUUUAACUCAAAUCAUGGUUGAGUCUCAGAUAUGUUGGCGUUUCCAUUCCAUGGAUUCACUGCCCGAGUCCUACAAUAAACUUCUGUGUUUUUUAGCCUGU